Odocoileus virginianus texanus is the source of this 1407-nucleotide messenger RNA. It is a transcript of the gene TFAM, whose product is annotated as transcription factor A, mitochondrial. Gene Ontology annotation, biological process: transcription initiation at mitochondrial promoter; regulation of transcription by RNA polymerase II. The record is from RefSeq and is a predicted model, not a curated record. Gene Ontology annotation, molecular function: transcription cis-regulatory region binding; DNA binding, bending. Lineage: Eukaryota; Metazoa; Chordata; Mammalia; Artiodactyla; Cervidae.
GCGGCUGAGCAGGCAGCGGGGGGGUGGGGGGGUGGGAUUGGGACAGAGGCGGCUCAGCUUCGCCCCCUCGAGGCCAGGUCUCUCUGUAAGCUAGCCGGGUUAUAGUUUCCCUUCUCCGCCUCCGAGCUCCUCCUAUUUCUUCGUAGUCCCGCCCACCAAGGAAGCCACUACUACGCCUGCGCCUUCUACCUUGCCCCGCCUCCUAGCUAAACCGGAAGUUAGCCGAUUUCCCAUAGACCCUUGAGAGUGGCGGGUGUGAUAGUAAAUUUGGUAGGCGCUCUCGCGGGUUUAAGUCGGCUUUGUUGAGGUUUCUUUUGUGCCAGGGCGCUGUAGGGAAUUGGGGCCUGGUCGGUGCUUUGUCAGCGGAUGCAAUGGCGCUUCUCCGGGGCAUGUGGGGUGUGCUGAAUGCACUGGGAAAGUCAGGAGCGGAUCUCUGCGCGGGCUGUGGCAGUCGACUGCGCUCUCCCUUUAGUUUUGCGUAUGUUCCAAAAUGGUUUUCAUCCAACUUGAGUGGUUAUCCAAAGAAGCCUAUGACUUCAUACGUUCGAUUUUCUAAAGAACAGCUGCCCAUAUUUAAAGCUCAGAACCCAGAUGCAAAAAAUUCAGAACUAAUUAGAAAAAUCGCUAAGCUAUGGCGGGAACUUCCUGAUUCAGAGAAAAAGAUAUAUGAAGAUGCUUACAGGGCAGACUGGCAGAUAUACAAGGAAGAGAUAAACAGAAUUCAAGAACAACUAACUCCAAGUCAAAUGGUAUCUUUGGAAAAAGAAAUCAUGCAGAAACGUUUAAAAAAGAAAGCGCUAAUAAAAAAGAGAGAGUUAACAAUGCUUGGAAAACCGAAAAGACCUCGCUCGGCUUAUAACAUUUUUAUAGCUGAACGUUUUCAGGAAGCUAGGAAUGGCACAUCACAGGUAAAGCUGAAAGCUAUAAAUGAACACUGGAAAAAUCUCUCUAAUUCUCAAAAGCAAGUAUAUGUUCAACUUGCUAAAGAUGAUAAAAUUCGUUAUUAUAACGAAAUGAAAUCUUGGGAGGAACAAAUGAUGGAAGUUGGACGAGAAGAUCUUAUACGUCGCUCGAUGAAAUACCCAGCAAAAAAUGACCCUGAGGAGUUUUAAGAUUGAGUUCUGUUCAUAAUGGAUAGACACAAGAAACCAACUAGGUCUCAAUACCCGAAACUGUUGUAAAAUUAGAAUGGAUAAAGUUGGUGAACAUUUAUAUUUAAUUUCUUUUCUGUAGCCCAUGGACUUCUGCCAGCCAAUUCAAUACAUCUUGUAUUGGUGUCUUGCUUUUGAAAACCCACACAGAUGAGAGUUCAUGUGGAAUUUAUUUUGUGUUUAGAAACUACUGAGCAUCAAAAUAAUCCAUGAAAUGUAGCAGUGAAUCAUUUCACCUUUGAUAAAGGUAAAUCAA